AUGCUGAGUCAUGACUGGCCGCGCGGCAUAUAUAACUAUGGGGAGAAACAGGAGUUGUUGAGGAGGAAGCGGCACUUCCGCGAGGAGGUCAACACCAAUACUCUGGGCAGCCCUCCUGGGGAACAGUUGCUUUGUCGUCUACGUCCACGCUAUUGGUUCUCGGCUCAUCUGCACUGCAAGUUUGCUGCCGUUGUAGCGCACUCGGUAGGUGCCGCGCAUUCUUUUAAAUCCUGUUCUAUGACCCGCUAG
Molecule: messenger RNA, 249 nt
Organism: Dibothriocephalus latus
Lineage: Eukaryota; Metazoa; Platyhelminthes; Cestoda; Diphyllobothriidea; Diphyllobothriidae
Source: the annotation of a GenBank genome assembly